AUAUUCCAUGCAUGGAUGUAUUUCUUACGGAUUGCUUUACAAAAUUACUUUGCAGGAACUGGGGGAGAGCUGGACAUAGUGGUUACUUCUAAUAAAGAGGUGAAAGUUGCAGCAAUUCGGGAUGCCUUUCAAGAAGUCUUUGGAAUGGCUGUUGUGACUGGAGAGGCUGCACAGUCCAACAUUGCACCCCAGCCUGUGGGCUAUGCUGCAGGCUUAAAGGGAGCCCAGGAGAGGAUAGACAGCCUGCGCCGGACAGGAGUCAUCCAUGAGAAGCAGCCUGCUGUGUCGGUGGAAAACUUCAUUGAGGAGCUGCUUCCUGACAAGUGAGAGCUUUGAAUUUAUUCCAGGAGGGUGGGGACACGUUGGGAAUAUUCCUUGUUGACUCAAAGCCUGUAAGGAGCUGGUGGAAGUUCAAGCAGAGAGGAGAGG
Molecule: messenger RNA, 429 nt
Organism: Cyanistes caeruleus (blue tit)
Lineage: Eukaryota; Metazoa; Chordata; Aves; Passeriformes; Paridae
Source: RefSeq, a predicted model, not a curated record